GACGUCGAGGCUUUUGGCUGCUUCUCCCAGGAGUGCUGUACAUAUCGGCAAUGGCGGGCUGAUGAAGCAGCGCCAGCCAGUCGGCCUGCUUCGAGCGCCUGGAGUCACGUUGAGAGCAUCAUUGCCGCCGCCGCCGCCGCCGACGACGACGACGACGAUGUCGACAACGAGGAUGACGGAGCAUGCCAGAAGAAGCUACUCGACGACACCCAACGAGCAGCAGCUGUUUCAGUCGUUUGGCACGCCCUUUGCUCAGUUUCUCUUUACGCUUUCCCGCGUUGCUCGCAUGAUUGUCUAUUCGGCCGUGGGCGCUGCCUCGCUGGGCGCUGUCGCAUUCGAGGCGACGCACCAGUACGUCGAGCACGUUGCCAUGCCGCGUGCCGCUUCCUCGGACAGCAGCGACGAUGACGAAUGGGCAUGGGCAUCAGAGGCGAUCGACGAGGAGAGCUGGGGGCCUGUUUCGGGCGGUGGGACGGACAGGCGGCUGGGCAUCAAAGGACGGCAUCUCGUGCGGAGUGCGUGGAUUUGCUCGCGCUGGGGAGGCGGCAUCUCGCCGAUCAAUCUCUUUUCAAGCGGGACAGGCCUGCCGACGGCAGGGAGAAGGCCGAGGAAGUCGCUGUCCGCGGCGCUGCACAACGACGAAGGAAUGGAAAUGGCAGAGGCUUUCCUCGAUGCGGCACUGGUCGUGGCAGAGUCAAGAGGUAUCCGUCUGCCAGACCUGGCUGCUGUGCGUGCUGGAGCAGUGGCCACACCCCACGAGGCUGGCGCAGACAAGCCCUUGGACAUGACGGCGGUUGCCCUGGAAACACAGCUGGCCAGCAUCCGAGAGAGAGUAGGAACAAAGACGGCCUCGGAAGGAGCCCUGGCGGGGUACACGAGGGUCUUUGACGCCCUUGCCAGCGCAGAUGCCACCAACCGAGUGGCCAGCGCCAUGAAGCCGAAUGAGGCUGGUGCUGCAUCGACGGGGCAGCCUUCGGUCAGGCCACAGCGGCUCGUGAAACUGGCAACAAAGAUCGGCGACCUGCACGCUCUCCUGUCUCAGAGGCAAGAAGCCGAGGCCUGGCUGCUGUGCGCCGUCGACAUCGCUGGCAAGAGGGCCAAUGAGCAAGAUGGUACAGGCGCAAUCGAGGGGCAGCGUGGGGGCGCCGAUGCUGUCGGCAACCAGGCCCUGGCAGGCAUCGGAGGUCUCUCUCCAGAGUCGCGGCGACCAGCAGAGACCAAGGAGGCGAAAGAGGCCCAUGAGACACCUUCGUCCAAGAGCAGCUGGUCGUUCUUCCGACGAUCCAAAAAGGCAGACGACAUUGCACCACGGACAUCGACCUCCCCCGCCAAGGUUGAGGCAGACGACUACCCUCUCAACGCCACGCCUCCUCCGGCACCACUGACUCGGUCGCUCAUCUCGGCCCUUCUCUCCCUCUCGGCCUUCCACGCCCAGGCCGCGGAUCGCAAGUCGCUCGAGCAAGCGCUUCAGUUCCAGGUCAGCGCCCUUCGGCUGACGAGAGUAGAGGCUGAGCGGCUCGCGUGGGCGGGCACCGUGAGCGAUGCCGAGAGCCGACGCAAGGCUGGGCUCAAGGCACAGCUUCAUGCCCUGUGGCUUGCCCAGCGCGAUGCAUUGGCCUCGAUGCAUAUCGCAGAGACCAUCUAUGCGCUGGGCCCAGGUGCAACGGCAUCAUCGUCGUACGCCUCCCUGCUCACGUCCUUCUUCACGCCAACGGCCGAGAGCAGGGACGUGACAAAGAGCGUCGAAUGGCUCAAGGAGGCAGACGAGCGCGCGGAGCUGAUUAUCUCGCAGCUCGGAAAGAAAGUGAAGAGGGAGACGGUCCUUUCGGACCGAUGGACAUCUCAGCGGGAAGACCUUCAGUUGCCUGCUUCUCGCCUGCUCCGAGACGCGAAGAGGAUCAGAGAGGCGACACAGGAGAUGAGAGCAAUCUUGGGCGACGAGAGUGUCAAGAAGAAGUAGCUUUCCUCUAUUUCGGAAAUGUAGAUCUAGUAUACAGAG
Acaromyces ingoldii is the source of this 1999-nucleotide messenger RNA. RefSeq lists its product as hypothetical. The coding region runs from base 173 to 1960 and encodes 595 amino acids. The record is from RefSeq and is a predicted model, not a curated record. The transcript has a single exon. Lineage: Eukaryota; Fungi; Basidiomycota; Exobasidiomycetes; Exobasidiales; Cryptobasidiaceae.